Messenger RNA from Microcebus murinus (gray mouse lemur), 1626 nucleotides. The record is from RefSeq and is a predicted model, not a curated record. Lineage: Eukaryota; Metazoa; Chordata; Mammalia; Primates; Cheirogaleidae.
CUUGUAGAAACCGAUUUGCCGUCCUUCAACCGUCCCCAUCUGUGAAGGAAGACUUUCAUCUGGUUUAAUUCUACCUGUCGUCUUGAAUGGUAUUGUUUUUGCUCUUUCUUUUCCUGGCAGCUGCAACACAAAUUUAUUAAGACCUUAGUUUGGAAAGUAUAAUGUGUAUAGGCAAUGUUUAUUUCAAUGAUUUGUGGCAUCUCAUCACUUAAAUGUGUUAGGUGGCUGGUGGAAGCAGGAGCCCCGACUACCCAAGGAGCCAUGUUGACAGAUGUAUAUUCUGUGAAGUUUUUUAGAGUAAAUACUAGACACUGUUGUACUACUUGCAACUAUGUACUGUUUGUUGUAUACUAUUUUAAAACUAUUUGCUGUACUAUUUCUUUUUAGGUAUUGUUGUUUGGAUAUAUAAGUCUAUUCAUACGGGAGACUUGGUUAAGCUACUCUGACCUAUGACACUCUCCGGUUUGCUGAGUUUGAAGAUUUCCCUGAGACCUCAGAGCCCGUUUGGAUACUGGGUAGAAAAUACAGCAUUUUCACAGAAAAGGACGAGAUCUUGUCUGAUGUGGCAUCUAGACUUUGGUUUACAUACAGGAAAAACUUUCCAGCUAUUGGGGGGACAGGCCCCACCUCGGACACAGGCUGGGGCUGCAUGCUGCGGUGUGGACAGAUGAUCUUCGCCCAGGCCCUGGUGUGCCGGCACUUAGGUCGAGAUUGGAGGUGGACACAGCGCAAGAGGCAGCCAGACAGCUACUUCAGUGUCCUCAACGCUUUCCUUGACAGGAAGGACAGUUACUACUCCAUUCACCAGAUAGCACAAAUGGGAGUCGGUGAAGGCAAGUCUAUAGGCCAGUGGUACGGGCCGAACACCGUCGCCCAGGUCCUCAAGAAGCUUGCUGUCUUCGACACGUGGAGCUCCCUGGCAGUUCACAUAGCGAUGGACAACACUGUGGUGAUGGAGGAAAUCAGAAGGUUGUGCAGGACCAGCUUUCCCUGUGCCGGGGCCGCCGCCUUUCCCACAGAUCCCGACCGGCACUGCAAUGGAUUCCCUGCCGGAGCUGACGUCACCACCAGGCUGUCACCGUGGAGACCCCUGGUCCUACUCAUCCCACUGCGCCUGGGGCUCACGGACAUCAACGAGGCCUACGUGGAGACGCUGAAGCGCUGCUUCAUGAUGCCCCAAUCCCUGGGGGUGAUCGGGGGGAAGCCCAACAGCGCCCACUACUUCAUCGGUUACGUGGGGGAGGAGCUUAUCUACCUGGACCCCCACACGACGCAGCCGGCGGUGGAGUUCGCAGAUAGCGGCCUCAUCCCUGACGAGAGCUUCCACUGCCAGCACCCGCCCUGCAGGAUGAACAUUGGGGAGCUCGACCCGUCCAUUGCUGUGGGAUUCUUCUGUAAGACUGAGGACGACUUCAAUGACUGGUGCCAGCAAGUGAAAAAGCUGUCGCUGCGUGGAGGCGCCCUGCCCAUGUUUGAGCUGGUGGAGCAGCAGCCUUCUCACCUGGCCUGCCCUGAUGUCCUGAACCUGUCCCUAGAUUCUUCUGAUGUAGAGCGACUGGAAAGAUUCUUUGACUCGGAAGAUGAAGACUUUGAAAUCUUGUCCCUUUGAAACCCUGGGGUCUGGGG